Penicillium digitatum Pd1 is the source of this 945-nucleotide messenger RNA. Lineage: Eukaryota; Fungi; Ascomycota; Eurotiomycetes; Eurotiales; Aspergillaceae. The record is from RefSeq and is a predicted model, not a curated record.
AUGUCUCGGCAUCUCCGCUCAGACGCUUCCUCGGUAGCCUCGGCCUUUUUGUCGCGCUUCCAAUCCCUGGGACCACAAACCCGUACGCAAACGAUCGAUGGAAACCAGCUUCAGCUUCUCACCCUUACACUAAAUCGCCCGCCUCUCUUCCCCGGUGCCUGCUCCCUGUCCAAUUGUGCCUCCGCCCCGCAAUCCGGGGUACCUGUACCGCCGGGGUACCACCUCGUAUAUUUCACACCCGCGUUUUUGGAAAGCGAACUUGGAGCAGAUGGAACCGAUACGGCAUACAAUCCUGAUGUGCCCUUCACACGGCGUAUGUGGGCAGGUGGCGAGGUGUUGUGGCCCCGUGUGGAUGGGAUGCCCAAUCUGUUACGGGUAGGACAGCAAGUGCAGGAGACAACGCGGGUACUUAGUGCAGAGUCGAAGAUUCUGAAAAAGACUGGCGAGGAAAUAAUUGUUGUUAGUAUUGAGAAAGAAUUCUCCAACGAGCACGGCGUGUCAAUUAUUGACCGACGGGUCUCUCCCUCAUCUUCAACAUCCCAUUUUGCGACCCCAAAUCCUACCUCGCCCGUCAUCUCCACCGAGGGCAAUACCCACGCGCGAACCCUGGUGCAAACACCUGCGACACUCUUCCGAUUCUCUGCUUUGACUUUUAAUCCCCAUAAGAUUCACUACUCACUGCCCUGGGCGCGGGAUGUAGAAGGACACAAGGAUAUCGCAGUACACGGUCCGUUGAAUCUGAUCUCCAUUCUGGAUCUUUGGCGUGACACUCGUCAGAAUGCCACAGAUUCUACUUUGGUUGUUCCCGAGCGCAGAUUUUACCGGGCAACGAAUCCAUUAUAUGCCGGGGAUGAGUAUCGCAUUGUGCUUGAGGAGGGCGAAGGAACACAGGUGCAAAUUAUUGGGCCCGGAAGAGUAGUCGCCAUGAAGGCCGAGAUCCAUUAA